Procambarus clarkii (red swamp crayfish) is the source of this 954-nucleotide messenger RNA. NCBI's taxonomy places the organism in Eukaryota, Metazoa, Arthropoda, Malacostraca, Decapoda, Cambaridae. The record is from RefSeq and is a predicted model, not a curated record.
AUGAAGCGUGUGAAGGAAAGAGGAGAGGAAAAAAAGGAUCGAAUUGAGAGAAUACGAGAUGAUGCCAAGAGGAUAUCAACGGAGAUAAGUAUGUCCUCGGCCUGCUCACCGGCAGACUAUACCGACAUGCUGCUUCAACACUAUGCAAGCACAGUCAGUAUACGCAGCCUGCCCCCUGGAGGCACCAUUGAAAUUGUCUGUACUGAAAUAGGUCCGGAUGAUAACUAUGAAAUAACUCCCUUUGAAGAAACAAAUUCUACUCAAGAAGGUAAGUACACCGACUCCCAGAAGCGCACGUACACCGACUCCCAGAAGCGCACGUACACCGACUCCCAGCUCACGCAACCCGACUCCCAGCUCACGCAACCCGACCCCCAGCUCACGCAACCCGACCCCCAGCUCACGCAACCCGACCCCCAGCUCACGCAACCCGACCCCCAGCUCACGCAACCCGACCCCCAGCUCACGCAACCCGACCCCCAGCUCACGCAACCCGACCCCCAGCUCACGCAACCCGACUCCCAGCUCACGCAACCCGACCCCCAGCUCACGCAACCCGACCCCCAGCUCACGCAACCCGACCCCCAGCUCACGCAACCCGACUCCCAGCUCACGCAACCCGACUCCCAGCUCACGUACACCGACUCCCAGCAGCGCACAUCACUUGCCAAUCACCCUCAAGUUGACCUUGCAACCCGCGUACAAGCCAAUUCACACGACAGGACUCAUCACGCAGUUGAAAAGCGGGACCAAACAGCCGAAGCGCAACCUCAGCAAGCACAAUUAGUCACCAAGAAUGAUGCGGGGGCUCUAGUCACCAAGAAUGAUGCGGGGGCUCUAGUCACCAAGAAUGAUGCGGGGGCUCUAGUCACCAAGAAUGAUGCGGGGGCUCUAGUCACCAAGAAUGAUGCGGGGGCUCUAGUCACCAAGAAUGAUGCGGGGGCUCUGUCUUGA